Molecule: messenger RNA, 1470 nt
Organism: Marmota flaviventris (yellow-bellied marmot)
Lineage: Eukaryota; Metazoa; Chordata; Mammalia; Rodentia; Sciuridae
Product: keratin, type II cuticular Hb5-like
Biological process (GO): intermediate filament organization; keratinization
Cellular component (GO): keratin filament
Molecular function (GO): structural constituent of skin epidermis
Source: RefSeq, a predicted model, not a curated record
AUGGCAAGCCGCUCCUACCGCAUCAGCUCGGGCCGCGGGGUGAGGAACUUCAGCUCCUCCUCUGCUGUGGUGCCCAAGCUGGGGGCUUACAGCUGUGUCAGUGCCAUGGCCCACCGUGGGGGUGGUCCUGGGGGGCCGGGCUACAGACGCCUUGGGGCCUUUGGCAGCAGGAGCCUGUGUGUGGUGGGCUCCCCCAGGGUGGCAGUGAGUUGCCGAUGGCCCAGUUUUGGCUACCGGGCAGGGGGUCUUUGUGGGCCCAGUCCCCCCAGUAUUACCUCUGUGUCAGUCAACGAGAGCCUGCUCACGCCCCUCAACCUGGAGAUCGACCCAAACGCGCAGUGCGUGAAGCACGAGGAGAAGGAGCAGAUCAAGCACCUCAACAACAAGUUCGCUGCCUUCAUUGACAAGGUGCGUUUCUUGGAGCAGCAGAACAAGUUGCUGGAGACCAAGUGGCAAUUCUACCAGAACCGCAAGUGCUGCCAGAGCAGUCUGGAGCUGCUGUUCGAGGGCUACAUCGAGACCCUGAGGCGGGAGGCCGAGUAUGUAGAGGCUGACAGUGGGAGGCUGGCCUCGGAGCUCAACCACGUGCAGGAGGCGCUGGAGGGCUACAAGAAGAAGUAUGAAGAGGAACUGGCCCUCAGGGCCACAGCUGAGAAUGAGUUUGUCCUGCUGAAGAAGGACAUAGACAGUGCCUAUCUGUGCAAGGCAGACCUAGAGGCCAAUGUGGAGCCGCUGAGGGAGGAGGCCAUCUUCCUGAGGACCCUCUACGAGGAGGAAAUCCUCAUCCUUCAGUCACAAAUCUCUGAAACCUCAGUGGUGGUGAAGAUGGACAACAGCCGGGAGCUCAAUAUGGACACUGUCUUGGCUGAGAUCAAGGCUCAGUAUGAUGAUAUUGCCAGCCGCAGCCGGGCUGAGGCCAAGUCCUGGUACCAAACCAAGUGCGAGGAGAUGAAGGCCACAGUAACCCAGAAGAGUGAGAACCUCUGCAAAAGCAAGGACGAGUUCAACCAGCUGAACUGCAGCAUCCAGAGGCUGACAGCAGAGGUGGAGAACGCCAAGCAGCAGUGUUGCAAACUCGAGGCUGCCAUAGCCGAGGCAGAGCAGCAGGGCGAGGCGGCCCUGAGCGACGCCCGCUGCAAGCUGGCUGAGCUGGAGGGCGCCCUGCAGAAGGCCAAGCAGGACAUGGCCUGCCUGCUCAAGGAUUACCAGGAGGUGAUGAACUCCAAGCUGGGCCUGGACAUCGAGAUCGCCACCUACAGGCGCCUGCUGGAGGGCGAGGAAAACCGGUUGUGUGAAGGCGUGGGAUCAGUCAACAUCUGUGUAAGCCGUUCCCACGGUGGCGUGGUCUGCGGGGACCUCAGUUCCACUGUCUCUCGUGGCCUAGGGGGCAUGGCCAUCGGUGGAGGUGCCUUGUGCUCCCCUUCUGUAGUGGGGGCCUGUUCAAGUGCAAGAUCUAUGCGGUUUGCAUAG